AUGCAUGAGGAUGGGGAAGUUGGUGCUGGCUCGAUGGAGGAAGGAAUGAGUUCGUGGAUCCUUUUCCUACAUAAAUAUUCAUUGCUCUUUAUUGGAUAUAAUUGUAAUCCGGUAGUGAUAUAUAGGGCUGAUGAAUGGAAUGUCAAUAAAUGGCACUGGGAAGGUGCAUUGAAAGUUGUAAGCAAGGGAGAGGAUUGCAUUAUUAGACUGGAAGAUAGAGAAACAGGGGAACUUUUUGCCAGAGCAUUUGUCAGAACAGGAGAGCCAAACCCAGUGGAGCCUGUUAUUGACAGCAGCAGGUAUUUUGUGCUUCGAGUUGAAGAGAAUAUCGGUCUGUUUCUCAUUCUUUUAUUGUAUUGCAAAUUGUUAUUUCGAAAGUUAGGUUUGGCCUCACUUUCUUUUUAAAUACAGU
Phalaenopsis equestris is the source of this 412-nucleotide messenger RNA. RefSeq names its product adaptin ear-binding coat-associated protein 2-like. The coding region runs from base 1 to 405 and encodes 134 amino acids. Gene Ontology annotation, biological process: endocytosis. NCBI's taxonomy places the organism in Eukaryota, Viridiplantae, Streptophyta, Magnoliopsida, Asparagales, Orchidaceae. The transcript has 4 exons. The record is from RefSeq and is a predicted model, not a curated record. Gene Ontology annotation, cellular component: clathrin vesicle coat; membrane.